Messenger RNA from Pungitius pungitius (ninespine stickleback), 2764 nucleotides. It is a transcript of the gene cab39l, whose product is annotated as calcium binding protein 39-like. Gene Ontology annotation, biological process: intracellular signal transduction. The record is from RefSeq and is a predicted model, not a curated record. The coding region runs from base 295 to 1299 and encodes 334 amino acids. The transcript has 9 exons. Gene Ontology annotation, molecular function: protein serine/threonine kinase activator activity. Lineage: Eukaryota; Metazoa; Chordata; Actinopteri; Perciformes; Gasterosteidae.
AUUACGAAGGCUUACGCCGGAAAUCGUUAGCUUCGUUCGUGCCUGCUUUACAGUUGACUGGAAAGCGACCAGAUGGAAUUUCGCACUGGCUUCUUAACAGAUUCCGCACAUUCUGAAUUGUAUCGCUCACAUUUUUAACGGACUCUCCGGCUGACAAACAGCCCUGGCCUGACUACUAAAGCCUGUCGGAGAGGCUCGGCUGCGCUGCGAACCGGGACAGAAGCGGUCCAGACAUUGAAGGAUACCCCACCAAACACCCUCCCGCUGUCCCUGAGGCGAGUGUGUCCGUCCACCAUGCCGCUGUUUGGUAAAUCCCACAAGAGUCCGGCGGACAUCGUCAGGACGCUGAAGGACAACCUCGCCAUUCUGGUCAAACAGGACAAGAAGACCGACAAGGCGUCUGAGGAGGUGUCGAAGUGUCUGGUGUCCAUGAAGGAGAUCCUGUACGGCAGCAACGACAAGGAGCCUCACACGGAGACGGUGGCCCAGCUGGCCCAGGAGCUGUACAACAGCGGCCUGCUGCUGUCGCUGGUGGAGAACCUGCAGGUCAUCGACUUCGAGGGGAAGAAGGACGUGUGUCAGAUCUUCAACAACAUUCUGAGGCGGCAGAUCGGGACGCGGAGCCCCACCGUGGAAUACUUCUGCUCCCACCAAGAGGUCCUCUUCAUACUGCUGAAAGGGUACGAGACUCCCCAGGUGGCUUUGAACUGCGGCAUCAUGCUGAGGGAGUGCAUCCGCCACGAGCCGCUCGCCAAGGUCGUCCUGCAGUCGGAUCACUUCAACAGCUUCUUCCACUACGUGGAGAUGUCCACCUUCGACAUCGCCUCCGACGCCUUCGCCACCUUCAAGGAUCUCCUGACGAGACACAAGGUGCUCGUGGCCGAAUACCUCGAGCAGCACUACGAUGCCGUGUUUGGGGAUUACGAGAAGCUGCUGCACUCUGAGAACUACGUCACCAAGAGGCAGUCUCUGAAGCUCCUGGGCGAGCUGCUGUUGGACAGACACAACUUCACGGUGAUGACGCGCUACAUCAGCAAGCCCGAGAAUCUCAAGCUGAUGAUGAAUCUGCUGCGAGACAAAAGCCCCAACAUCCAGUUUGAGGCCUUCCAUGUGUUCAAGGUUUUUGUCGCCAACCCCAACAAGACGCAGCCCAUCAUCGACAUCCUGCUCAAGAACCAGACCAAACUAAUCGACUUCCUGAGCAACUUCCAGAAGGACCGCACGGACGACGAGCAGUUCAACGACGAGAAGACCUACCUGAUCAAACAGAUCCGGGAUCUGAAGAAACCGGCCUCCUAAAGGAGCGCCGCUUCCCGCCCGCCACUUUUUAUUUGAUUGGAAGUUGACAGUAAGAAAAAAAAAUGAAAGAAAAACCCCCCCCACUGACGGUUAAGAUGUUUCAAAGACGUCAUCUGGCUUCAUCUCGCUUUGUUGGUUCAUUUACAACUUGUGCAACAGUAGUUUUCGGUCUCUGUUCUUCCUGUAGCGCCACUACUCAUGGUGUUUAGAGGCAGGAGAUUAGCUCGGGUUGAAAAAGAAAAAUAGACCGACACAAUUGUAACAAAUCAGAUGCAGUUUCAGCUGAAGUGUUGAUCAUUAACUAUUUAAAUGAAGUAGCUGCAAAUGAAAAAAAUAGCCAAAUGGCAACACUAACAACCUUCUCAUCCCCUCGACCGCUCCAGUUUUCUCCCUCUGAAAAGAAAUUGGGCUGCAAGGAAUCGCAGCUUUUGGGAUAUUUUGAGGCUUAAAAACAAAGCGCCUCCUCGGUACAUCGAUGGCUGGUUCUUUUUGCUCGUGGAUUUUAGCACUUUCUGUAUCAUAUUAAACGACGUUUUGUUAACUGUAUCACGUGGUUUUCACUCGGCUCGAGGGGGGAUUUGUGUUUUAUAUGUAGUUUGAUUUCUUCAUCGUGUACAGUUUUUGGUUUAUUAGUGCCGUGUGGGUGAGAGCGCCACCUGCUGGCCAGAGAGAGAGAGAGAGAGAGAGAGAGAGGGAGCAUCCUUUCAGCCCUCCUCCUCCAUGUGGUAGAAACGGCAAAGGAGAUUCAGAGGUGCCUUUUGGGGUUUUUAUUUGUAUCUCUUUCCUCUUUUUGUAUAUUCAGUAUCUUUCCAGGGGGAGCUCAAUUCUAAUAUGCUCCGAGUGGAACAUAUUUGCUGUGAUUGAGCGGUGAACCUCUUAACUCGUGAUUGAAACAUUUUUUUGAACUUUUUUGCAGCGUUGGUUGCCGCUGUGUGCGGCUCAAAGGUCAGAGGUCAUAGCGAAGUAGCGCUGACUUAAACCCUGCAGACCCAUCGCAGAGCGAGGCCAAAGUUGUAAUUGAGAAAUGUAACGGUUUAAAAAAGAUACAUAAAAUGUACAAAAUCAAUGACGCUGAAAUGCCACUUUUUAUAUUUGACUCUAACUAAAACUCCUAAUUCCAUUUUCUAAUAGCGACAUUUGCACGUAUGUCAGAAGAAAAAAACAAACCCUGAGUUUAUUUCCCACUUGAUAUUUGAAGUGCAUCCGAGUUUCAUGUUUAAAGUCUAAUAUUUAAACCGAAAAAAAGUGCAGUGCAGCUGGGUGAACGUAACAAUUCUAAACCUGUGAAUGUUCCCUGUUAACCCGGCGUAAAAGAAAAACGGUUCUCCAUGUCGAUGAGAGUAAACAAGCAGCUUUUUAUUGACGCUGCAAGCUGAGGCGCAUCGUGUGAAUCGGAGCAGAGCCCUCUCUCGUCUCUACACGCGGUUGUACCACUUUCACAACAAAUAAAAAGAUGGGAAUGCUU